This is a messenger RNA of Cantharellus anzutake, 1069 nucleotides long. RefSeq lists its product as uncharacterized. Bases 153 to 950 code for a protein of 265 amino acids. NCBI's taxonomy places the organism in Eukaryota, Fungi, Basidiomycota, Agaricomycetes, Cantharellales, Hydnaceae. The transcript has a single exon. Gene Ontology annotation, molecular function: protein binding. The record is from RefSeq and is a predicted model, not a curated record.
AAGGUCUCGGAUCACGCCAUUUGGGCUCAACCGUAAGCCAGUAACUGGCGCUGCACCACUUCCCCAACUCUGCAAUUGUGGAAAUCUGGUUGCUCCUAUUAAUUUGAUUUGGCAUCUCGUUCAGCCUUUUCCCUCUGAGUGACUCAGCGGCCAUGAGGAAGUUACGUGUUAGAGCUGGAUCUGCUCCAGUAAUGCCAGAAAUUAUUCAUCCUGUGAAGUUACUCAUCCCCCACGAUGUUGUGGAAAAUAUAGUGGCUUUCGCUGAUACGCAAACGCUCAAGGCGCUCUCACUUGUCUCUCAGGAGUUGAGGGCACUCUGCAAUCGCUUUCUCUGGAGGGAAUGGUCUGUAGAUAUGCGAGAGGAUGCAUAUGACUCUCAGGUGGUCAAGUGGAUUCUUCUCUCUGACCGAGCGACCUAUGUCCAUCGAUUAUCUAUCACCUUGCCGCGAACCGUGUUGUUCUCUUCACUCCCACAUGAUGCUUCCAUGUCCAAACAAAACAAAUUUCCGCCGCUGGAGCCGUACCUGAAAGGACUUCUUUCCCGUGCUACCCACUUGCGUUGUAUUACUAUAAAUUGUUGUCAAGAUCGAGCCCUUAUCAGCCCCUCCCAUCCCGCCGUUCAGCAAGACCGGUUUAUCACUUUAAUGAUGUCUGGAAUUAGCCAAGAAACACACCCUCACCUAUCCUCACUGGGAUUGAUAUCAAUCAACCCGCACGUAUGCAAGGAGGUUCUGCAACGAAACCUCAAUUUGAAGAGGCUCGAACUCGACGUGGCAUUUCCCAUUGAGCGCCAAGCGAGUCAAACCCCUAUUUCACUUCCAGACCUCAGUCACCUGUCCUUAGGAUACAACGGAGUGUGUGGCAUGUUUGGCGAGUGUCCUUCACUUAUCCAGCUCUGCGUGUUUGUGAGUCCUGAGCUAGUUUUAUUCCAACAAGCUGAGACGAUCUGAAGGAAUGGUUGAUUGCCUGUGUUCAGCGCGUAGAGCUAAACUUUAGGGAUUAUCUUAAUUUCAUAAAACUUAACCCAAAAGUCCGGAUACUCAAAUUAGUCUUCAACGGUCACUGGUGG